AUGCGCAGUAUACGUUUUCCCGCCCGGAUCCCGGGAUCGGGGCUGAUAUCUCAGAGCGCAAUACUUCAUACUAUCUCUCCACAGGCAAACCGACCUUUCAUCCAAUAUACCCAGUCAAGUUAUGUCAAUCAGCUCUACUCUACUGCCUCUGGAGCUCUCUACGGCAAAGCUGGGGUGUUCCGGCCUGUCGAACUAUCACCGCUACUUCCCCAGAACAACUUGAAGUAUUCAUCAUCUACGUCCAAGAUUGUUUCUCAAACACGGUCGCUAUGUUAUACUUCCCGUCUCUUUCAGGCCAAAUCACCUUCCUCCUCUCCUCCGACUAUCUCAGACACCGCCACUCCAAAAAAGCAAGAAGACGAUGUAGAUAACGGAUUUCAAUUGACCGAGAGAGCGGCGCAAGCUGCUCAAGUUAAUCUUCGAGCAAAAUUAAACAAGGAUGGUGCAUCGGGCAAAAAAUCCGGUUUUGCGGAGAUCUGGCGACUCCUACUGGUCGCUCGGCCUGAAGCAAAAUGGCUCGGUUUCGCCUUCUUCUUCUUGCUAAUAUCUUCUGGCAUUACCAUGUCCAUCCCCUUGUCAAUUGGAAAGAUCAUGGAUACUGCGACGAAGAGGGUGGCUGAGGGUGGCGGCCAGCUGUUUGGAAUGAGUCUUCCGAUGUUCUACAGUGUUCUUGGUGGAGUUCUGGUUGUUGGCGCAGCUGCUAACUAUGGUCGCAUCAUCAUUCUCCGCAUCGUGGGUGAGCGUAUCGUUGCCAGAUUGCGCUCCAAGCUAUUCCGCCAAACCUUCAUCCAAGAUGCCGAAUUUUUCGACGCAAACAGAGUCGGUGACUUGAUUUCUCGCCUAGGUUCAGACACCAUUAUUGUGGGUAAGAGUAUCACCCAGAACUUAUCAGAUGGACUACGUGCCGCUGUCAGUGGUGCUGCUGGAUUCACAUUGAUGGCCUAUACCAGCUUGAAGCUAUCAAGUAUCCUGUUCCUCUUACUGCCGCCAAUUGGUCUGAGUGCCUUCUUUUAUGGACGAGCAGUCCGAAACCUCAGUCGAACGAUCCAGAAAAACUUAGGCACAUUGACCAAGAUUGCCGAGGAGCGCCUGGGUAACGUGAAGACUAGCCAGUCUUUCGCAGGCGAAAUUCUUGAGGUGAAUCGAUAUAACAAGCAAGUCCGCAAGAUCUUUGAAACCGGCAAGAAGGAAUCUCUCAUUAGCGCUGCUUUCUUCAGUUCGACUGGUUUAAUGGGCAACAUGACGAUUUUAUGCCUGCUCUACGUUGGAGGAGGCAUGGUUCAAUCCGGCGCUAUCAGUAUUGGUGAGCUGACUUCUUUCUUAAUGUACACUGCAUACGCUGGAUCCAGCAUGUUUGGUCUUUCAAGCUUCUAUUCGGAGCUUAUGAAAGGCGUGGGUGCUGCAAGCCGACUAUUCGAGCUCCAAGACCGACAACCAACGAUUCAUCCUACCAGGGGUGAUAAGGUGGUUUCCGCUCGUGGUCCCAUCCGUUUUGAGAAUGUCUCCUUCAGCUACCCAACUCGACCCGCUGUUUCUAUUUUCAAGAAUCUGGACUUUGAGAUUCCGCAAGGAACGAACGUUGCCAUCGUCGGUCCCUCUGGCGGUGGCAAGUCAACUAUUGCCUCCAUCUUGCUUCGAUUCUACAGCCCCACGGCGGGUAGGGUGCUCAUUGAUGGCAAGGAUAUCAGUGGUAUGAAUGCCAAGUCUCUUCGUAGAAAGAUUGGUGUUGUUGCACAGGAGCCUGUCUUGUUCUCGGGGACUGUCGCUGAUAACAUUUCCUAUGGCCGACCUGAUGCAACGCGAUCAGAAAUCGUUAUUGCGGCGCGCAAGGCUAAUUGCCAGUUUAUCGGUGACUUUCCGGAUGGACUUGACACUCAUGUUGGAGCGCGUGGCGCCCAGCUGUCUGGUGGACAAAAGCAACGCAUCGCCAUUGCUCGUGCUCUUAUCAAGCAGCCAGAUAUUUUGAUCCUUGAUGAAGCAACUUCUGCCCUUGACGCUGAGUCGGAAACACUGGUCAACGAGGCAUUGGCAGCCCUGCUAAGUAGCAACAACACAACCAUCAGUAUUGCCCAUCGUUUGUCUACGAUCAAGCGUUCAGACACGAUCAUCGUUCUCGCCCCUGAUGGCACUGUCGCAGAACAUGGAUCCUACAAGGACCUCAGCUCCCGCCCAGAUGGCGCGUUCACUAAGCUCAUGGAAUGGCAAAUGAGCGGUGGCGAACCCGUCAACCCUCCUGCCCGGCCUAUCGAGAUUGAGGAGCUCUGGGAGCUCGAAAAAGAGGCAGAGAAUGUUUCAGAAGAAGAAGUAGAGGAACGAACACCUAUCAAAAAAUAG
Molecule: messenger RNA, 2334 nt
Organism: Penicillium taxi
Lineage: Eukaryota; Fungi; Ascomycota; Eurotiomycetes; Eurotiales; Aspergillaceae
Gene: mdr2
Product: ATP-binding cassette permease mdr2
Exons: 3
Coding region: 1-2334 (777 amino acids)
Biological process (GO): transmembrane transport
Cellular component (GO): membrane
Molecular function (GO): ATP binding; ABC-type oligopeptide transporter activity; ATP hydrolysis activity
Source: RefSeq, a predicted model, not a curated record